Molecule: messenger RNA, 534 nt
Organism: Diuraphis noxia (Russian wheat aphid)
Lineage: Eukaryota; Metazoa; Arthropoda; Insecta; Hemiptera; Aphididae
Molecular function (GO): nucleic acid binding
Source: RefSeq, a predicted model, not a curated record
AUGUGGCAAAGUUUCAUCGACAAACUUUCUGACUUAGCAUGCUUGUCGUUGCCACGACACGUUGCAGUAGUUAAUAGUCAAGAUAUACAAUUAUUAGGAUUCGCUGACGCGUCUCAGGUUGGAUACGCAACAACAGUGUAUUUGCGAGUGGUAGAUCAGGAUAGUAAUGUCAGAGUGUAUUUUCUAGCGUGUAAAACAAAGGUUGCACCACUGAAGUCAUCAUCAGAGGAUAUGUCGUUAAUCAUACCUCGGUUGGAGCUUUGUGCCGCGCUCCUGUUGUCGCGUCUACUGUCUCUACGUUUGAAAACCUUAAGGGACAAAGUCAUGAUUACGCGUGUCCGGGCAUGGACAGAUUCAACCAUUGUUUUAUCUUGGCUCACAGCCGAACAGAGGCUAUUUAAAAUAUUCGUCACUAACCGUGUAUUUAAAAUACGAGACCUCGUGCCCCAGUGCGAAUGGGCACACGAUGGUACUUCGGAAAAUCCAGCUGACCCGGCAUCACGAGGGUUGCUACCAGAUGCUUUGGUAGCGUAA